Molecule: messenger RNA, 129 nt
Organism: Linum tenue
Lineage: Eukaryota; Viridiplantae; Streptophyta; Magnoliopsida; Malpighiales; Linaceae
Source: the annotation of a GenBank genome assembly
AUGGCCACACAGAUAUACCUCGCUCCUUGUUUAUUGGCCCCAUUCGCUUUUCUGACAUUGCCGAGGGAUACGAUCCUGCACGUUGUCUGUGCCAGUUUGGAUACCGACAGAUUAUCCCCCAUGCUAUGA